CCUUUUGCCCCCACCCCCAUAGUUCUGUCCACCAGGUCCAGUGACAAUUGGAUGAUGCAGCCUUGAUAAUCAUUCCAUUCCAGAAUGGGUGGCUGCAUUCCUUUUCCGAAGGCAGCAAGGGCAUUGUGCCCCAGAAUCAUGCCCCUUUUGUUGCUGUUGUCCGCCUUCAUUUUUUUAGUGAGUGUCUUGGGAGGAGCCCCAGUACACAACCAGGAGCGCCGGACGAAGAUGGUAUCUAUACACAGCCUCUCCGAGCUGGAGCGUCUGAAGCUGCAGGAGACUGCUUACCGCGAACUCGUGGCCAGACAUUUCCUCUCCGAAUUCAAACCUGAAAGAGCUCUGCCUAUUGACCGUCCGAACACCUUGGAGAAGUUGUUUGUGAAUUUGAGAGGACCAGAGAGGGUUGUAUCACUCAAGACAUUUGGCGUUCGCCUGGAAGAGGUCCUAGUGAACGAGCUUACCCGCCGCAAGCAACUUGAACUGACAGCCGCGAUGCAGGUUGAAGAAGCCAACGGUCAGGGUUCGGGCCGUCGUCGGGGAAACGUGGUGCAAAGGAUGUUUGGCCGCAUCAGGCGCUUUUUCAGUCGCAGGAGGAAUGAGCCCACCUUGCCCCGGGAGUUCACUCGCCGUGGGCGUCGAGGUGCAGUGUGCGUGGAUAGUCUGGCUGAGCUGGAAGAUGGGGCCCUGCUGCUGCAGACCCUGCAGCUUUCAAAAGUUUCCUUUCCAAUUGGCCAGCGACUUCUGGGAUCCAAAAGGAAGAUGAGCCUCAAUCCGAUUGCGAAACAAGUCCCGCAGGUUGUUGAGGCUUGCUGCCAAUUCAUUGAAAAACAUGGCUUAAGCACAGUGGGGAUUUUUACUCUUGAAUACUCGGCGCAUAGAGUGCGUAAGCUCCGUGAAGCAUUUGAUCAAGGCCUGGAUGUAGUGCUGGAUGACAAUCAGAAUGUGCAUGAUGUGGCUGCACUCCUCAAGGAGUUUUUCCAUGACAUGAAGGACUCUCUGCUGCCAGAUGAUCUGUAUCUGUCAUUCCUCCUGACAGCAACUUUAAAGCCCCAGGAUCAGCUUUCUGCCCUGCAGUUGCUGGUCUACCUGAUGCCACCCUGCCACAGUGAUACCCUGGAACGUCUGCUGAAGGCCCUGCAUAAAAUCACUGAGUACUGCGAGGACUCAAUUGGCAUUGAUGGACAGCUGGUCCCAGGCAACCGUAUGACUUCUACCAAUUUGGCCUUGGUAUUUGGAUCUGCUCUCCUGAAAAAGGGAAAGUUUGGCAAGAGAGAGGCCAGGAAAACAAAGCUGAGGAUUGAUCAGUAUGUUGCUUCUGUCAAUGUGGUCCGUGCCAUGAUUGAUAACUGGGAUGUCCUCUUCCAGGUGCCUCCCAAUAUUCAGAGGCAGGUUGCAAAGCGUGUGUGGAAGUCCAGCCCAGAAGCGCUUGAUUUUAUCAGACGCAGGAACCUGAGGAGGAUCCAGAGUGCACGCAUAAAGAUGGAAGAGGAUGCACUACUUUCUGAUCCAGUGGAAACCUCUGCUGAGGCCCAGGCUGCUGUCCUUGCUCAAAGCACGCCUUUUGAUGAAGGUUCCUCUGAGGAGCUAGCUCUGCCUUCCGGCACUGCCCGUUCCCAUGACGAUGAGGAAGGAGCGGGUAACCUCCCCAUUCCAGAACAAGACCGCCCAUUGCUCCGUGUGCCCCGGGAGAAGGAGGGCAAAACUGGCACUGGCUACUUCUUUCCUUAGAUGGUUUUCCUUCUACAAGGUGCCGGACAGGGGAAAAGGGUGGGGGUAGACCUGGAAUGUCACAGUUAAUGUUAAGGAGAGAGUGGAGGGUAAAGAUCUGAAGGUAAGAAGGAGUUCCACCUGAUGCUCGGGUCAGGAUGAGAAUUCCAAACACAUUGCCAGCCCCUUCACUGGGGAUGCUUGGUCUUUUCAGCUGGUAAAAGCAGAGAUGUUUCUGUGUCAUGCCCAAGCUUCCAGUGCUACCUUGCCUUUCUCUUUUACCCCUGAUCUUGGCUUUCUCUCUCUACAGACUAUCCUUUAAUUGAUGUGACAUUUGUGGUAAACACCUCUCCCAGGGAAGCUCACAAAUCUCGAGGUGCUUUCCCUCCCCCAAAUGGGAUUGCAUGAUUUUCCUGACUUUCCUACCCUCCUCCUGAAAGCUCAAUUGGGAAGGCCCUCAAGAGGCAUGCUAGAACGUUAGGUCAGCCUACUGACAGCUCACAAUUAAUGAGAAAUAAUGUGACACCAACUUAUAGCUGUGUCACCGCAGCAAUUCCACCCUUGGGAUUUUGUCCCCCAAAUUAUUCAGAUCAAUGGCUCGUCAAAUGGCCUCUCCCAAAUUUCUGUGCAGUUUUGCUCAGGUCACACCAAUGGGGAAACCUCAAGUGUAGAUCUAAUUAGUGUUUCUGAUAUCCAAAGUUAGAGAAAAAAUUAGGUUUUAUUACCUGGAUCUGUUUUAGAGACAAUUGGUGUUCACACCCUGUUUUCAGCAAAACAGCUAGUUAGGUAAGGUCACGUAGUUCCAAGUAGCUAAAGUCAUCUGAUUACAAAUGUUCUUAACGAUCAUCUCUGUAAUUCCUUUACACAGGGCGGUACAAAAUUUUGGGACAUGCUCUGGUAACACACAUAUAUGGGUUAUGUAUGACAUCCAAAAUUACAACUGAUAUUAUGGGUAACAACUGCUAAGGUUCAUAGAAUGAAGAAUGUAUUGUAUUGAGGGAUAGAAAUUGAUCAUAUAAUG
Molecule: messenger RNA, 2728 nt
Organism: Cebus imitator (Panamanian white-faced capuchin)
Lineage: Eukaryota; Metazoa; Chordata; Mammalia; Primates; Cebidae
Gene: ARHGAP36
Product: Rho GTPase activating protein 36
Exons: 11
Coding region: 85-1728 (547 amino acids)
Biological process (GO): signal transduction
Source: RefSeq, a predicted model, not a curated record